CGUUAAUCGUAUGCAGCGUUGUGUAUAAAACGGCAUUUAAAAUUUUGAUUUUUCAUUAACUGUUGUUUGUGCCGUGUGUAGAUUAAGUGGUGCGGCCCGUUCCUAUAUAAAGUGCCUCCGCAAAUCACCUGCGCACAGAAGUUAAGUAUCGUCGACCAGGAAGACGCGAAAUGCAGCAUCUAAAAUGGUUUAUUUUAGCAGUUUUCGCUACUGUUGUAGCCGAGGGAAGGUAUAUUCGUCCUGUAAGGGAACUAAAGGUACGUUGGAGAAUUUUGUUUGAAAAUUAAAGCGCGCGUUUUUAUCGGGAAAGGUUUUAUAUUAGCGUCUUAAGAUUUUCAUUCAUUAGGAGUUUGCGUCCUUGAUGAACACUUAACAAUUGAGAGUGAGUACAUUAUAAGAUUUGCGUGUAUUAUGCGAUCAAUUUUAACUGAAAAACGUUGUUAUGAAUGUUUGUGUCUUUUGCAAGUUUGCAAUCAAGUUGUCUAUAUAAUUUCCUAAAAUGUGAACGUGGUUGAUUAUAACUUUGCCUCACACGGAAGACUUCAACUCACACGGAAGAUUUUGCCUUUCAGUUUCCCUCCUGAGGUAACACUGGAUCAGUAAAGUCAGUAAAGAAGGACCCUUAUUGGAUCUCUGAAGAAGAAUAGUUUAAACUGAUAAUAGUGAAAUAUAUCCUUGUUUUUCAGCCCCACCAACGCGUGUAAUUCGUAGCCUGCUGAUUUCAAUAAUGCUAGUCCAGACUUAAUGCAAUUUUUCAUUUUAACUUUUUUUAACUAAAAUUCAACAAAUAGUAUAAAAUAAGAUUUACCCCUUUUUGAAGUCAAAACAUUCGCUCAGAUGCAGUAUAUUUAAAACGGAUCCGACUGUUUAUUUGCAACAAAUAUAUUAGCUCAUCUCGAUGAUUUAUGGAGUUUAAUAUAUAUGCUUGCUUUCUUAAUUUAUAUUGCUUUGAAACUGUGAAGUUGUUUUUAAUUCGGAUUAUUUUCAUUUCAAAUUAAAGUACGUUACAGUCUAACUUUCUGUCUAUUACAGUUUCUUAGAGUUAAUUAUUUAUUCUUUGAUUCAGUUUAAUUAUUAUUCAUUUCACAAGUAAUGAUUUAUGGCUGAAAAGAAUAUAAAACUGACAAUGGCGAGACUCAAAUCAAUCAAAAAUUAUCGUUCACUUUAGAAUUAAACUUAUUCUGCAUGUAUAUGUUUUAAUUAAUAUGUUUCCUCUUCCACGAAUUGUACUUUUCAAGAUAUCGACUUUUUUCCUUUGUCGGCAUCUCUUUUGCUGACUGUGAUAAGUGACGCCGACAAAAGAAAAAGUCGUUUCGCACGAACAGAAUCGCCUAGUGGCAUAUAGCGUCAUAUCGCCAUGAUUGGAAAACGGGCUUUUGUUUUGGCAUAUAUUGCCAUGAUUGACGAUGCAUAUAUUAUUUCGACUACCGCUGAAGAUAUUGGAUGUUUUUUAUCACCUUUCGAGUUUUCAUUAAAAGCAAGAACUACCAUUUUACUAAGCAGCAGGCCGAGAAAGCACAUUCUUUUCACAAAGACGCUAUCUUUUUCUCUCUCUUGCCACACCCGGGGGGGGGGGGUUAUCUAUACUCCCACUUUUGGCCAGGGGUGGGUAUUUAUUUUUCAAGUGAUAUUUGAGGUUGGACAAAAUUUUUUAAAACUUUUUAAUGGUUAAAUCAGCAAAAUAUCAACCAAGAAAAACGUUUCUCGCUUCAAUAAUUUAACAAUUGUUUCUCGCUUCAAUAAUUUAACAAUUGUUUCUCUAGGUUCCAAACUGGAUAGAUUUUAGAAAAGGAGAAACAUCGGUAGAUACACACAUCCCCCCUGCAGCGCCUCUUUAUGAAGUGUUUGCCAAACCAAAGAGAGAUGACUUGGUGGAAAAUGGAGAUCUCGUAGAAGACAAACGUAACAAGAACAGACGAGUUGUGACGGUAAGUCGUGCGAUUUAUUGUACAAGUGAAACAUGAUAUUCUUCAAGGCAGAUUUACUACACAUAGGCGUACCCCAAGGGCAUCCCUUGAGGAAUUUGCAAUGUUCCUUGUCCGUUGUUGUAGUAUUCCAAUGCAGAGAAACUUCCUUUCAAAUUUUUCCGACUUCCCGACUUCCUUUUGUUUAUUUUAUUUAUUUAUUUAGCUUUGCCAACUAGGGCAGGGUCACCACAACAGCAUAUGCCAAUUACUGUGGGCCCUUUUUACCUAACCCACCCUGUCAACUUCCCGUGGGAGGAAACCGGAGCACCCGACUUUCGGCAGAGCGUUGACUUUUACUCUUUUCACAUGAGGACUGGGUUCGAGUCGCACUGAGAAGGUACUUAGUGGGACUCGAACCUGCAGCCUCGGAGGUGGAAGGCAAGUGCGCUAACCGCUUGGCCACCGAAACCCCUUACUUCCCUGUUCUGUUCUGAGCGUUGUCAUUGGUGGAUUGUUUUUGUUAGCCAAUUACAAUGCACGCAACAGAACAGGAAGUUAGGAACUUGUAACAGGAAGUUAAGAACUUCUGACAGGAAUGGAGGGAAAUUUAAAUGUGGUUAACGGCGGAUGUAUUACGCAUGCUAAAUCCGCCGAGGGGAGUCAGUGGUGUCAUAUCGAUCAAAGGGAGGUUAUUCGCGCCUUGUUACCGAUUCAUUCUGUCUUGCCUAGUUGCAGCAAGUUUAGCGCUUAGAUAUUUUAUCAGUUGCUACAUUCUUUUGCUUGCGUUGGCCUAUGUCUCCGUCUAACCAGAAAUAGUCGAGAAUCGAUAUCUGGGCCCGUCUUUUUGGGCGUUGUUAGUUCGGAGCAGCCUAGCUGCGGAGUACGUCUAUCGGCGCUACAUCUAGCGCAACUAAAGGCCUGUUUAAACGGAUCCAACAUUGUUGGACCAACAUCAUCCAACAAUGUUACUAUAAUAGAUAUGACUGCUUCUCUUUCAAAUCUUUUUGGUUAGAUAAGCUUUACUUAAACUCUAAACCUAGUCUUGACAAAAAUAUUUGAAAAAGAAGCCGUUUGAGCCAUUAUUUCAACAAUGUUGGAUGAUGUUGGCCCAACAAUGUUGGAUCCGUUUAAACAGGGCUUAAGGCCCCGUUUACACUACACCGGAUUGCUAUCGGAGUGGGUGAAAUUUUGUAAGUAUCGAAAGGCUGUGAAGAUUUUUAAUCUCAGAGACCCAAAUAAACAUGCCAAUUCUGUCAAACUAACAAGCAUUUGCUACUAACCAUUGCUCCAUAACGGCAAAAGAUGUCGUGACCAGCGAAUCCGGUAUAGUGUAAACAGGGCCUAAGACCACAGGCACAGUCUUUUCGUCGGGAACGAGUACGACGCCGGCAUUGUCGAUCGGAGAUAUUGUUACCAACGUAAGCCCUGGGCAAACAUAGGGAAACAUCAAAUGUUUCUGAAUUUGCUAAGAAACAUUUUUGCUUCUCAGGAAGCAAAUUUUGUUUCCGCAACAAUUUUUCACGGGUGGGCAAACAGGGAAACAUUUGGGGAAACAUCGAGAAUCACAAAUGUUUCCACAACAAUGUUUCCUAGUUUGCCCAGGGCUGUAGUUCACGUAUUACAAGGUCAACUAACCAGCCUGGUGCAGAACGAAUUAUAAAGAUAUAUUGCAUUUAUUCUUCGAAUGACCCAAAUAUUACAUAUACAAAAAAAACAUAUUUGGGGUUAGGUACACUUUAAGAAACAUGUGCUUGCAAACAUUAGAUAGAACUAUGUAAAUCAUAAAGGAAUAAUUAUUUUUUAGGUUUUCAACCCGUUAAGGAUAGGUAGUUUUGCUAAGUUUAAAGAUGAAAUAAAGCGAGGAUGUCGUCCACGUCCUGGAUCAGCGUGGUGCACUGGAAAAAGAGAGAUACUGGUAGAUAAACUUAUUUAGAUCUUGCAGUAUAACAUAUCAUCAAAAAUAGUCCACCAAAAAUCUUUUAUUCAACCGACUACACACGGGUAAAAAUCUCACAUCUUGCUAACAAGCCGUUAACAAGUUAUGUUCGCACUGCUUGUCCCAAGUUGUCAACAACUUUGGAACAAGCAGUUAACAACUUGUAACAAGUUUGAUGACAUUAUCAGACUUGUUGCAAGGUUGUUCCAACAAGUCCGAUACAGUCAUGAAAUAACAAUAUUGUUACAACUUUGUGUCGUCAACCUUGUAAUAUUCUUGUUGUACCAUGACUGUAUCAGACUUGUUAGAACAACCUUGUAACAAGUCUGAUAAUGCCAUCAAGCUUGUUGCAAGUUGUUAACAGCUUGUUCCAAACUUGUUCCAACUGGGAACAAGCACUGCGAAGACAACUUGUUGACAGCUUGUGAACAGAUUUGUAACAACUUGUUUGCAGACCUGCAACAACUUGUGCGUUUUUACGUGUGAACACAGCUGCGGAACAUUAUAGCUCUUCAAAGUGAUCAAACAAAAGCAACGGCCACAAUCACUGCUACAGUCCUUCUUUGACGCAAGAGGCAUCGAAACGUCGUUGUAAUAAAAUAAAAUUAAUAUCGCUAUCAUUUGUUUCAAAGUUAUUUUUAAUUUGCCACCCAAAAUGAUGGAAGUCAACAAAUGCGUUGUUGUGAGAGCCCAAUAUUUCAAAUCUUGAACACUUUAUCAUUUUGAAGUUUUCUACUGACAGUUCUAUCCAAGUACAUAAAGUAAACUUUAGUUUACAGUAAGCGAUUUUCCUUACUAGUCCAGUAAUACAAAAUGUCAGUUCUAAAUCUCUAGGAAGAUUUAGAACUGAUAGAGCUGUCCAGCAUAUUUAUUUUAGUUUAGUUUCUAUUUUUAUUUCACGGUUAUAAAAAUACCAAAACAUGUUUUAAAGAUAAAUAGUAGGUAUUUUUAAUAGAUAUAUGUCUGCUAAAUAUGUUAUACUUCAUUUUAAUAAUUUUUUAUGUUUUUAGGAGGAUAAAGAGACGGUGAACACAGACGAGAUAACUGUAACACUCCCGGAAGAAUUAUCAUUGCAGAAUUGAUUUCUAGAAACUUAGUAUAAUAAACAUAUUUCUUAGAACGAUGUAGAUCUUACAUUGUAACUUAAUGCGCAUGCGCAAAUACCGUUGUGUAGUUGUAUAAUAUAAUUUAUUCACUAGAAUUCACGUGUCCAUUUGUUAUCAACUACAGACAUUUGCCUUUAUCUGCCACUGAUAACUACAAAAGGUCCUAAAACUGGCAGACAAACAGCCUAAAUAGCAAUUUGGAACUGACACCUUACCCCUCCAAUAAAUUGUUUAAUAUUUCUCUUAACCGUCAGAGUUCCAUACUUCACACAAGGUUGCGUUUAGGGCACUGCCAGCUCAACUUUUAUCUAUAUAAAAUUGAUUGCAAACCUUCUCCUUUUUGUGACUACUGUUGGGGAAAAUCACAAACCAUUACUCAUUUUUCCCUUUAUUGUACUCAAUACGCCGUUCAGCGCGCUCUUCUCUUUGCCUCAACUGCAAGGUUGUUCAAUGACGCAUGGUUCAGGUUUUCAGACAAACAGAAAGUUCAAAUAUUUCUGCAUGGUUCUGACUUACUUAGCUAUGACGAAAACGUAAUAUUAUUUAGAAAUGUUCAAUUAUUUAUACUCAAUUCUAAUCGAUUCUCUUAAAGAUUAAAGAUUAAUUGACGAUGCUUUUCUUUUCUUUCUAUUUCAUUCUAUAUCUAUUUAUCUCUUUCUUACUUUACUAAAUUUCAAAAAUAUUGUAAAUGUUUACACAUAAUCUCCCACGAUGAGCUAUGAGCUCUUGGAGAAAAUGUGUCUAAAUAAAUAUGUUUAUAUAAAAAAAAAAAAAAAAAAAUGGUAGAGAAAUUGUCCAGUAUUUUCUUCACAAACGUUAGUUCAAUUUCCGAAAUACUGUACAUUUUAUCCAUCUUCUCAAAAAAAUUUAAAAAAUUCCACGACUGUCGAACGCCAUUUUCUUUCAGUGAAUUUUGCGAACUCAAUGCAGGCCUUAAAAUAUCUUUUACAGGGUUGUCUGACAAAAUGUCCGAUGACUUUGAAUUUCGUUCGGGCAUACUGUAUAUGUACUGUAUGAUGAUGUCCGAUGACCUUCAGUCCAGUUUGACUCGGAAAUAAGUCUGAAUGACACAAGCUAAUAUCAGCACAAUGUAUUAAUUCGGAACGGUAAAUUUUGUGAAGAUAUCAAAAAAUUUGUGUCAUUCAUACUUAUUUCCAAGUCAAAAUGAUCUUGCUUGCCAAUAGCAGCAGUAAGACAUCGAUAACUUAAACCCGAUUUCACGCACUUCAUCGUUUCACUCGCCGCUCCGCGCUCCAUUACAUUAAAACAACAUUUCCGGUUCACCUUUUACGCGUACAUCACUUUGAUUAUCCAUUUAACGUACGAGGUCUAGUCCUGGACUAGGGUACAUUUUGAUCAACGUCGGACAAUUUCACGAAUGGGUCGGACAAUGUCCGUGACCGACCGAUAUUUUAGGGCCUGCAAUCUCUCUAAAAUUUCGAAGAGAGUUAAACAAGGAAAUAUUCCAAGAAACAUCAGAAUUAUCAAAUGUUUCCGCAGAAACCCUUCCUAGCUUAUCCAAGAGCAAGGUUGACGAAUAUAUCGCAAAAGGCUGUUGGCAGCAAGCUAAAAUCUUCUAGUGUAAGAUACAAAUCAAGGAAAAGCUCUUUACACUAUAUUUACUAGAAGACAAUUUCGCAAAAUACAAGAUGAAACACACUUCGAAGAUGGAACACACUUCGUCAUUCCAGACGAAGGGCCUUCGCUCGAAACGUCAAAAUUCUCCUUAUAUUUUGCAGGUACACACGUAAAAUUCUCACAACUUGUCAACAAGAUGUAUUCGCAACAAGGUUGUCGCUCACAACUUGUUGACAAAUUGUUGAUCGAAUGACAAGACGAUAACAAGUUGUUGGAACAACUUGUAACAAGUCUGUUGAGCUCAACAACUUUGUAGCAAGUUGUCAACAAGCUGUUGACAACUUGUCAUGCAAGCUGGGAACAAGCAGUGUGAACACAUCCUGUUGUUGGAACAGCAUUGCUACCAGACUGUUGCAGGUUUGUUGCAAUUGUGCUUUUUACGUGUGUAGUUACAUCCCUACCAAUGAAAGCUUGUUCACUUCGAAUAUUAGCAUCUUGUGAACUCAGGAUUCAAGCUAUCAUUUCGUAUAUGCUGAUUUAAUAAAAACUUGAAUGGGUUACUAUACUUGAUAUAAACUAAAUUUUAACUAUAGCAUAAUAAACUAAGUAUCUGACCGUACAUUGAUGCGGUGUUAUUUACCCAGAGCAGUAGAUUGUUCAGUAACGGUAAUGGUCUGGCUUGUAUGGUCCUUCGGGAGGCAUGCAAAGAUAUUUGCUCUGUGUUUCUGUCAGUUUUGUGAGUUUCACAUCAAUCUGCCCCAAAUGAUGCAAGGCAACCUCCUCAUCAAGCU
Messenger RNA from Paramuricea clavata, 7318 nucleotides. NCBI's taxonomy places the organism in Eukaryota, Metazoa, Cnidaria, Anthozoa, Malacalcyonacea, Plexauridae. The record is from the annotation of a GenBank genome assembly.